UUGAUGGUCUGGAAAAUUGCAUUAAAACCUGCAGGGUGUACCUCUGGGCCUAUAAAUGAGACUAAAAUGGUGGAAGAGAAGAAAAGACAAGAGGAUGAAAGCCAUCAACAAUGCUCUACCCUGGGGAAAUAAGCACAGGCCAUUCUGAAUUGGUGAAACACUAAGACCCAGCUCUAGCACUCCACUGGUGUGAAAACUUCUCCAUUGGAGACUUUACCUUAAAUGUAUAAGCUAUGGUCAGAGGGUUUAAUAAGGGGCUGACAUAUCAGUGCAGAAAGCCCCAACUCAUGUGAAAUAAUUCUCUGGACCAGAGACUGGACAUUUUUGUCCCUUGGCUAAAGGGAAAGGGUUUAUUACCCUGCUUAAAUACUGUGAGGCUCCAUCCAGCCUAGUUCAAACUCAAGUGGUACCCCAAGCUUCUACCAACUGGUAUUGCUCAUGGCUUCCAGGAGGGCAUCAGGAGCUAGUAAUGGAGGCAUGGUGAAGAGUGCCUUCUUCUGGUCUUUGGCCAUAAUCUAUCUGACUCACAUAAGUGGAGUGAGGGGGGAUUGCUGGCUCAUAGAAGGUGAAAAGGGCUUUGUAUGGCUGGCCAUUUGCAGCCAAAACCAGCCACCAUAUGAGGCCAUCCCUCAGCAUAUCAACAGCACCAUAGUGGACCUUCGAUUGAAUGAGAACAAGAUCAAGAGCAUCCACUACUCUGCCCUUAGCCGCUUUACCAACCUCACAUACCUGAAUCUAACCAAGAAUGAGAUUAAUUACAUUGAGGAUGGGGCUUUUUCAGCCCAGUUCAACUUGCAGGUUCUCCAGUUGGGUUUCAAUAAGUUGCGUAACUUAACCGAAGGGAUUCUCAGGGGUUUGGGAAAGCUGCAGUACCUCUACCUCCAGGCAAACCUGAUUGAGACUGUGACACCCAAUGCCUUCUGGGAGUGCCCAAACAUAGAAAACAUUGACCUUUCCAUGAACCGCAUCCAGGUGUUGGAUGGGUCCACCUUUACCAGCCUGACAAAGCUGACCACCUGUGAACUCUACACCAACCCUUUCAACUGCUCCUGUGAUCUCUUGGGGUUUGUAAAGUGGCUCUCGGUCUUUCCCAACAGGACAAGUGAACGGAUGGUGUGUGAUUCUCCUGCAGGAUUCUCGGGCUACAGUCUCCUAAGCCAGAAUCCAAACAAUCCCACUUACCGGAAUGCUCUGCAUAUGCUGUCCACUGUGUGCACGGAGGACUACGUGACUACGUACAUCCCUGUGCCUACCGAGACCACCACUUACACUCCAGACUCUACACCGUGUGGGCUGGAAGACUGUCCCUCGGGGACUGAGCCAGAGGAAAUCAGCAUCAGUCCCACGUACAUAGACUUAGAUGUGAAACCAAUCAUGAAACUCAAGCAAGUGUCUCACACAAAUGCAGUAAUCACUGUUCAGAUCCCUUACCCCUACAAGAAGAUGUACAUCCUUGUCCUGUACAAUAACAGCUUCUUCACUGAUAUACAGAAUCUGAAGCGGCAGAAGGAGGACAUUGAACUGAAAAACUUGAAACCCCACACCGAUUACACCUACUGUGUGGCUUCCAUAAGAAACUCGUUACGUUUCAAUCAUACUUGUCUGACACUAUCCACUGGGCCUAGGAAUGGAAAAGAGCGAGUAGUUAGUAAUGCAACAGCCACUCACUACAUAAUGACUAUCUUGGGAUGUCUUUUCAGUAUGGUUAUUGUUUUAGGGAUAGUGUACUAUUGUUUGCGAAAAAAGAGACAACAAGAUGAAAAGCACAAAAAGGCAGGAAGCUUAAAGAAGAACAUAAUUGAGCUAAAAUACGGCGGUGAGCUAGAGGGCGGGACGAUAUCCAGGAUGUCUCAAAAGCAAAUGAUGGCUGGGGAGAGCAUGACCCGCAUGCCGUAUCUACCUUCCGGCAGUGAAAUGGAGCAAUACAAACUGCAAGACAUCAGCGACACUCCGAAAAUGGCCAAAGGAAAUUACAUGGAAGUGAGAACAGGGGAGCACCCAGAUCGAAGGGAAUGUGAGAUGUCUAUGCCUGGCAACAGCCAAGGCUCAGUUGCUGAGAUCUCGACAAUCGCAAAGGAGGUAGACAAGGUCAACCAGAUUAUUAACAAUUGCAUAGAUGCUCUUAAAUCAGAGUCCACCUCCUUCCAAGGUGGGAAAUCUGGUGCUGUGUCAACAGCUGAACCCCAAUUGGUACUGAUCUCAGAGCAGCCUCAGAGCAAGUCUGGCUUCCUGUCACCUGUCUACAAGGACAGCUACCACCACUCUUUACAAAGACAUCACGCAUCAGAUGCUUCUCCGAAGUGUCCGAGUACAGCCACUGGUGGUCCAAUGCGGAGUCCAAGGCCUUACCGCUCAGAGGGGCCCUACAAGUCAGAGUCGAAGUACAUAGAGAAGACUUCACCCACAGGGGAGACUAUUCUGACCAUCACACCCGCAGCUGCGAUACUAAGGGCAGAGGCGGAGAAGAUCCGUCAGUAUAGUGAGCAUCGGCACUCCUACCCCGACGCCCACCAAAUUGAAGAGUUGGAAGAACCGGAUAGUCGGAAAACCUCAAUGUUGGAGCCCCUGACACGGCCUCGUGCCCUUCUUUUUUUCAACCGCCUUAAACUUCUGGAAAUAUCUCUAUAA
Messenger RNA from Sinocyclocheilus rhinocerous, 2628 nucleotides. Its product is annotated as protein ELFN1-like. NCBI's taxonomy places the organism in Eukaryota, Metazoa, Chordata, Actinopteri, Cypriniformes, Cyprinidae. Gene Ontology annotation, cellular component: plasma membrane. Gene Ontology annotation, molecular function: protein binding. The transcript has 2 exons. The record is from RefSeq and is a predicted model, not a curated record. The coding region runs from base 439 to 2628 and encodes 729 amino acids.